ACAAGUAAAAUUGAAGGUAGAAGCGGUUAGAGAAGAUGGCUAGAGACUUCCUUGAUGCUCAUGCAAAUGAAGCGGGUUUGGUGCUUCACUCUGGCCCUAUAUUUUUGUUUCUCAUGAUUGUUGCAUCCCUUUCUAUUAUUUCAAUGAUCAUAUUUGCCUGUGGUGAUGACAAGAAAAAGGGUGGUGGCGGUGGCGGUGGGGGAUGUGGUGGCGAUGGCGGUGGCGGUGGUGGCGAUGGCGGUGGCGGUGGGGGAUGUGGCGGUGGAGGUGGUGGCUGCUAAGUGCAUGGAAUAUGAGACAAUUAAUUAAACCUGCAGCAUGCAUGUGUUGGAGUUCCCUUUCUCAAGGUAGAAAUAAUAAAUCUAGUGGAGAUGUAAACUACCAUAUUUUUAAGUUUGGUGGGUCAGCAUAAUAGUGAUAAUACUUCCCUUACUUUUGCUUCUUAGUAAUUUACUAGAACGUGGGUUUCUCGGAUGUAUUUGAUGACAUAUGAGAGCGGUGAAUGGUGUAUUUUUUAUAUUUAUGAAUAAAAAAGUGUAUUGAGAUAAUUAUAUUGGAAAAUAAUUAUGAAAUAUCA
Messenger RNA from Glycine soja, 577 nucleotides. Its product is annotated as putative glycine-rich cell wall structural protein 1. NCBI's taxonomy places the organism in Eukaryota, Viridiplantae, Streptophyta, Magnoliopsida, Fabales, Fabaceae. The transcript has 2 exons. The record is from RefSeq and is a predicted model, not a curated record. Bases 36 to 281 code for a protein of 81 amino acids.